Oncorhynchus nerka (sockeye salmon) is the source of this 1895-nucleotide messenger RNA. It is a transcript of the gene ecsit, whose product is annotated as ECSIT signaling integrator. Gene Ontology annotation, biological process: innate immune response; cell surface receptor protein serine/threonine kinase signaling pathway. The transcript has 6 exons. NCBI's taxonomy places the organism in Eukaryota, Metazoa, Chordata, Actinopteri, Salmoniformes, Salmonidae. The record is from RefSeq and is a predicted model, not a curated record. The coding region runs from base 281 to 1492 and encodes 403 amino acids. Gene Ontology annotation, cellular component: mitochondrion. Gene Ontology annotation, molecular function: protein binding.
AGGGUUUUAAGGCAGGGGAAACGGUGUUGAAGUAGUCUAGUGUGUGGUGCGGGAAUAAUCACAAGCGAACCUGGGGGGCUUUGUGUUCACAUUGGCCUAAAAAAGGGAACCGGACCGCGAAAUUCAAGCAAACCGAACGUUCGAGAUGCUCUCAGUUUGGUUCGCUUCGGGGGCUAUUUUUGAAGGUUCUGAGUCCCUUUGUGGUGUUCACAAUGCACACACAAAAAUCUCAAGGGGACCAAGGGUGAAACCUUUAUGAAGUUUCCCAGUCAAUCACAUCAUGGCACUCAGGCGUUUCCAUGGCAGCCCAGGAUGUUAUAAGAGCCAGCCUGUACCCACGGACCCUGGUGAAGAGCAUGAGGAUAGAAUAAAGAAGGACAAGUCACUGAUCACUCACGAUGACCUGUUUGAGAGGGUGGCCAGGGAGGCCAAGACUAAGGCUACCUUCAACAGAGUGGUGGAUGUCUUCAGUAAGAGGGACAUACGGCGUCGGGGUCAUGUAGAGUUCAUAUACGCUGCCUUGAAGAAGAUGCCAGAGUUUGGUGUGGAACGGGACCUUACAGUCUACAACAAGCUGUUGGAUGUCUUUCCCAAGGAGGUGUUUGUCCCCAGGAAUUUUAUCCAGCGCAUGUUCAACCACUACCCCCGACAGCAGGAGUGUGGGGUGCAACUGCUGGAACAGAUGGAGAACUAUGGUAUCAUGCCAAAUGUCGAAAGUAAGGUCCUGAUCGUCCAGAUCUUCGGGGACAAGAGCCACCCGAUGAGGAAGUACCAGCGCAUCAUGUACUGGUUCCCCAAGUUCAAGCACGCCAACCCCUUCCCCGUCCCCCUGCAGCUCCCCGAGGAUCCUGUAGAUCUGGCCCGGCUCAGUCUCAACCGCAUCGCCAACGACCUGGACGCUAAGGUCACCGUCUACCAGAUGCCCUGCACCGACAUCUCUGAGUCCGGAGAGGAGAUCACCUUCCCACACGUCGUAGGGAUCCAGAGCCCAGACCAGAUGGAGCUGCUGGCUAAACAUAACCCCAACAGGCCUGUGUUUGUGGAGGGCCCCUUCCCCCUGUGGCUGAGGAAGAUCUGUGUCUACUACUACAUACUCAGGGCUGACCCACUGCCCCCCGAGGAGAAGGUGGAGGAGUCUUACGACCCUGAGAGGUGUUUCGACUACCCUCUCCAGCUGGACCUGGACUUGGACCGGGACAUGGGGGACGACGACAGCUUCGACGUGGAAGACGUGGACGAAGGGCCGGUGUUCGCCAUGUGUAUGACAAGCCAGGGGGAUCAGGCCACCCUGAACCAAUGGAUCUCAGGCCUGCAGGAGACCAACCCCACCCUGGGCCGCGUCCCUACCCUGUUCCGCCUGGAGGCCGGCCCCAGGGAGCUCCAGGGAGUGGCAGACCCCGGACCCGGGUACAGGGAGGAGGGCGAAGAGGAGGCAGAGACGGAUAUUGUCGUGGAGGAAGAGCGUCAGCGUAGCCAGGGAGUGAAGCAGUGACAGGACUAUGAUACAGCUCACUUCACUACCAGAGAUUACCUGGACAGCUAGCUUUCUGUCACAGCGCAUUUGUUAGAACACGGGAGUUCUUCUUGUCAGGUCACUUCUGGCCCUCAUCAUAACAUCUGGUAAUCAUAGGCUGUCUUCAAGUUAAAGUGGGUUUAAUACCUAAUUAUAAUGUACCCACCUAUAGUCAACUCAUUUAGGAUCUUUCAAGAAACCAAGCUUAAGUUAGCUAUUGAGAAAAUACUGUAGAUAAUAUGUACGGCUGUAACCCGAUGCCCUCAACUCAUUUGAUGUUUCUGUUAGAAUACCUUUGAUAAGACUCUUGAAGGAACUUUGAAUUCACACUGUGUCAAGACAUGCUCAAAUCAACACAAAACAAUAAAUGAAUUUAUUUCUA